Hippopotamus amphibius kiboko is the source of this 635-nucleotide messenger RNA. RefSeq names its product protein BEX4-like. The record is from RefSeq and is a predicted model, not a curated record. Lineage: Eukaryota; Metazoa; Chordata; Mammalia; Artiodactyla; Hippopotamidae. The coding region runs from base 108 to 482 and encodes 124 amino acids. The transcript has a single exon. Gene Ontology annotation, cellular component: nucleus; cytoplasm.
AGUGAGUGUGGGCCAGGGGUAGGCCCGCAAGAGUAGGAGGCGUUGGGGGAGCAGGUCUGAGAGUCGAAGUGUCCAGCAAGAAUUGGAAGGCGCAGGAGACAGCGAGGAUGGGCCCAGGAGCAAUGGCAUCCAAAGAGGGACAAGCAGUAAGAAAUCUCAACGUGGAAGAUGCCCAACAGGAAAACGAAGGAGGGGGCCAGGUCCCUUUGCAGGGAGAGGAAUCACGCGAUUUGGGAGGGGGCGGAGGCCAGAAGCCGGGAGGAAGUGUCAGGCUGGGACGGGUUAGACGACGUGUCCCUAAUUUUAGAUGGGCCAUACCCAGCAGGCAUGCGGAUCACAGUGAAAUGCGGGGUGAUGUAGAGAAGCGCGUAGGGCAGAUGAUGGAAGUCAGGAGGAAGACUCAGAAGCAGCAAAUGAGGCAUCGUGUGCACUACCAGACUCCUGAACCUGGCAGGCAUUGUGAGUUUUGCCUUAUACCUUGAAUCCUAAGAGUUUCCCUGAGGUUAAUAGUGUGGCCUCUGCUCUACACGCUUGUAGUUCCGUGAUUUACUUUUUUCUGUAAACCUUUUGGUGUUUCCACUUACCGGUUUCUAUUGUUUUGUCUCAGUGUAAAACUUUCUCUCAGCGGGGCAGGU